UAUACACAACUCUGAAAAUUUAUUAGUCGGCUAUAUGAUUAUAUAGUACAUAUCAGAAUGCAUGAAAUUUUGUAUAUUUAACUGCGUGAUACAAUAUGUCAGUACUCAUUUUGUAUGUUUUUGAUGGGUUUAAUAUAGUACAUCAUGUGAUAUGUGUGUGGUAAAUACAUGUUUGUGUAUAUUCGAUGACUCAAAUAAAAUAAUGAGAAUAUUAUUAGUUUUAUAUUUAUAAAAUUUACUAAUCUUGUAGUUGCUAAAGUGACCUAGAUUAGUAAAAUCUAAUAAAUAUAAGAACUAUAUGAAAGUUUAAUCAUUUACAUGAUAUUAAAGAUUAUAAUAUUCUCAAAUUGCAGUCAUAAUUAAGAAAUUGAGACUAGCUCAAAGGAUAGUCGAUUUUAAUUAAUUAUGAACUGGGUAGGGUAUCAUAAUUUGUAUUACUUAGCAAUUAGAAUUGUUUACCUAAAGGUAACAUGAAUAAUUGACGAGUGAGACAAAUUAUGUUAGACCCUACUUAGGUGUUAUAAAAGAUCAUUUACACCAACAUAGAGUGAACAAUAGGUAUGCUGUAUUUCACCCAAAGGCGAACUUGUAGUGAUAUCGAUAGUUCAUCUUAUUUGACUCAAGGUCUUAUGUGGACAUCCUUUUAUUCAGUUGCUAUUCCUACUUCAUUGUACUCGCAUGCUUCUGGUAUUAAGACUCUCAGUGGGUCAAAUUUCUCCGAAUGGUAUGAACAAAUUCAAUUCACCUUGGGUGUUAUGGAUUUGGACCUAGCAUUGCUUACUGAAAAACCUGGGGAAAUAACGGAUGCUAACAGUGAGGAAGAAGUUAGCCUAAUUGAAGCCUGGACCAAGUCCAAUAGGCUUAGUCUUAUGCUUAUUAGAAUGACUGUUGCUAAUAACAUUAAGACUUCCCUUCCCGAGGUUGACAAUGCUAUGGAACUGUUAACUGCUAUUAAAGAACGCUUUAAAUCAGCGAACAAGUCGUUAGCAGGGACACUCAUGGCUGAAUUGACUACCAUGAAAUAUGGUGGUGAUAAGGGAAUUCAGGAACACAUUCUGAAUAUGACGGAUAAGGCUGCCAAACUUGGAGCUCUUGGCAUAAAGGUGGAAGAGUCCUUCCUUGUACAAUUUAUCCUUAACUCACUUCCAUCAAAGUUCGGCCCAUUCAAAAUCCACUAUAAUACUCAAAAAGAUAAGUGGAAUUUGAAUGAGCUUUAA
Molecule: messenger RNA, 1217 nt
Organism: Erythranthe guttata (spotted monkey flower)
Lineage: Eukaryota; Viridiplantae; Streptophyta; Magnoliopsida; Lamiales; Phrymaceae
Source: RefSeq, a predicted model, not a curated record